AUGAAGCGAUCAGCCCCUCCACCGGCAGGCUCUAUAUCCCCACCAGUAGUCAAACGCAAAAUUGAAUCGACUACAACGAAUAAGGCCGUGGCGAGCUUCUUCAAACCAGCAUCGCAAAAAGAACCGGAUAAGCUGAUUUGGCGCACCGUUGAAAACAGUCUCAUUGUCGGUCGAUAUGAUGCGUCAAGCAGACCAGCUCCAUCGCGCUCAUUACCCGUCAAGAUUGCUGCCUUUGAUCUGGACGACACCAUUGUCGUCCCCAACGCUGGAAGCAAAUGGGCUCGAUCAGAAACCAGUUGGAAAUGGUGGGAUCAGUCAAUUCCGGGACGGCUGAAAUCACUUCAUAAUGAAGGUUACCUUGUUGUCAUUCUGAGCAAUCAAGGAAAUAUCAGUCUAAAAGAUAAUCCGAAAUCCCUUCGCAAGGAUAAUCCUGGCGUGGCGAACUUGAAGAAUCAGAUUACUUCGAUUUUCAGACAACUUGAUUUUCCCAUCAGCAUCUAUGCGGCGACUGGCCAAGAUCGAUAUCGCAAGCCUCGAAUAGGGAUGUGGGAGGAGAUGCUAGGGGAUUAUGAUCUACAAGCCCAGGAUGCUGUGGACAUGGCCAAUUCGUUCUACGUCGGUGAUGCAGCGGGAAGAGAGAAAACAGACAAAAGGCGUAAAGACCAUGCGACUACUGACAGGGAUUUGGCCGCCAACAUUGGGAUCAAAUUCCAAACACCUGAAGAAUUUUUUCUCAAUGCAUCGCCGGAGCCCUACGAACAUGUCUUCGAACCUACAAGAUAUCUUCAAACCCGGCAACCAUCCGAAGCCGCCAACGGUACUACAGAAAUCACCACAGUCUCCUCGCCAUUUACCAAAAACCAUCCCCAAGAAUUGGUCCUUUUUUGUGGUUCUCCAGGUGCAGGCAAGAGUACUUUUUACUGGGAUGUCCUACAACCAUUGGGAUAUGAGAGAGUCAAUCAGGACAUACUCAAGACGCGUGAUAAAUGCAUCAAGAAAGCAAAAGAGCUAUUGGCCGCAGGGUUCUCUGUGGCUGUAGAUAACACCAACGCGGACAUCGAAACACGGUCGUAUUGGGUCAAACUUGCUCGCGAAUUCAAUGUCCCUAUCCGAUGUGUGCGGUUUACAGCCUCUUCCCGGCUUGCGGAGCAUAAUGACGCCGUGAGGGCCAUGAAUCCACAUACGAUGAACCCUGAGAAACGAACUCUUCUCCCCGGCAUCGCAUUCCGGUCUUUCCUCCAGAGACUUCAGGAACCUACGUUGGCAGAGGGUUUCGAGGAUAUCUACAAGGUCGAUUUCGAGUUCAAAGGUACCGAAGAGCAGAAGAAACUCUGGUCAAGGUAUUGGGUGCCGAAGUUCUCAACUUGA
Molecule: messenger RNA, 1368 nt
Organism: Rhinocladiella mackenziei CBS 650.93
Lineage: Eukaryota; Fungi; Ascomycota; Eurotiomycetes; Chaetothyriales; Herpotrichiellaceae
Product: polynucleotide kinase 3'-phosphatase
Exons: 7
Coding region: 1-1368 (455 amino acids)
Biological process (GO): DNA repair
Molecular function (GO): polynucleotide 3'-phosphatase activity; ATP-dependent polydeoxyribonucleotide 5'-hydroxyl-kinase activity; double-stranded DNA binding
Source: RefSeq, a predicted model, not a curated record